Molecule: messenger RNA, 328 nt
Organism: Paramecium pentaurelia
Lineage: Eukaryota; Ciliophora; Oligohymenophorea; Peniculida; Parameciidae
Source: the annotation of a GenBank genome assembly
AUGGUAGGAAUUGCACUUCUUCCUCUGAGGGGCUUGCCUCUACCGGGUCUCUAGAGGUGUGUUCUUGCUAUGAGUCUUUAAAACGAACCCUCUUCUUUUUAAAACGAUUUCCUUGAUCAUCAUGGUCAACACUCUUCUUUGGAGGCUGCAGAACGCAUACAGAAUCUCCAAGGAUCGAAGAAGAAAACUUCUUGGUCGACCCCAAUUAUGAUCUCAUCGAAUUAAAAGGUAAAAAAAUUUUAUUUGAUAGGAAUUUAAUUUCAAUUUGGGUUAAAAAAAACUAAAAAAUUUUAGUUAAAAAAGGUUUAAUUAGAAAUUAUGGUCAUGA